GAAUUAAUUAAAAUUUGAAUUUUACUUAUACAUAGUAUAGAGAAUGCUUUAUGCGUAGACCGAACACUGUUGUGUGGCAGUAGCAUUUAUAUGUAGUGAAUUUAUUCUGCUUUCACUACGUACAAUAGAAAAAACUAUAGCUUUUGGUGAAUAAAUUAACGAGAUAACUCAAACUUUUUCUCUAAUAUUCUUUAUAAAUAAUGGUUUUAAAAAUCCUAUCAUAUAAUGUUAAAUUAGCAUUCAGAGUAAUUUCAUUUAAACUCAUGAAAGAUAAAAGCUUACGGUUAAUACCUGGUAUAUUAAUUGGGGCAAGUGUCUCUCAUUAUUGCGUUCUUGCAAAAUCUCUGGCUACUGAAAACUUUAUGGCAGACCCCGUGACUGAUGUUCAAACUUUACAAAAAUCACCUGAUAAUAUGAGAACAAUCAUGGAGUUGAUGAUUAUGCAAAUACAAGCUGAGUUUUGUAAUGCAUUAGAAAAAGAAGAACCUACCAAAAAGUUCUUAGUUGACCGAUGGUUAAGGCCUGAAGGAGGUGGUGGAAUAACAUGUGUAAUGCAAGAUGGUGAAGUUUUUGAAAAAGCUGGGGUUAAUAUAUCUGUAGUUCACGGAAACUUACCUCCUGGGGCUAUAGCUCAAAUGAAAUCUAGAGGUAAAAAUUUUAAAGAUGGUCAAGUUCUUCCAUUCUUUGCUGCAGGCAUUAGUGCAGUCAUACAUCCUCGUAAUCCAUAUGUGCCUACUAUUCAUUUUAACUAUAGAUAUUUUGAAGUAGUUCAACCUGAUAAUACAACACAAUGGUGGUUUGGUGGUGGAACAGAUUUAACCCCAUAUUAUUUAAAUGAAAAUGAUGCAAUCCAUUUUCAUAAGGCAUUAAAAAGUGCUUGUGAUCUACAUGACAAGGAAUACUAUCCAAAAUUUAAACAAUGGUGUGAUAAUUAUUUUAAUAUUCCUCAUCGUGGUGAGCGUCGUGGGAUUGGGGGAAUAUUUUUUGAUGAUUUAGAUUCACCAUCCAGGAAAGAUGUUUUCUCUUUUGUUAAAAGUUGUGCUGAAGCUGUUAUUCCUUCAUACAUACCUCUAGUUAAAAAACAUAAAAAUGAUAAUUAUGGAAAGCAAGAAAGAGACUGGCAGUUGUUAAGAAGGGGAAGAUAUGUAGAAUUCAAUUUAAUUUAUGAUAGAGGAACAAAAUUUGGAUUAUAUACUCCAGGAGCCCGAUAUGAAAGUAUUCUUAUGUCACUUCCUUCUACAGCAAAUUGGAAAUACAUGCAUAAACCAGAUCCACAUAGUAGAGAAGGAAAACUGUCUGAAGUAUUAAAAAACCCAAAAGCCUGGAUAUAACUUUAGAAAACAUAAUUCAAGCAUAAUUACUUAAUACUGGAAUUUAAAUUCAUCAGAUUUUUCUUAAGAAAUCAUAAUUUUAAUGUAUGAUGGCAAUUUAAAAAUAUUAAAUUAGAUUGUUCACUUCUAUAUGUUCAAGCUUUAAGUUU
Messenger RNA from Daktulosphaira vitifoliae (grape phylloxera), 1480 nucleotides. It is a transcript of the gene Coprox, whose product is annotated as oxygen-dependent coproporphyrinogen-III oxidase. Gene Ontology annotation, cellular component: cytoplasm; mitochondrial intermembrane space. NCBI's taxonomy places the organism in Eukaryota, Metazoa, Arthropoda, Insecta, Hemiptera, Phylloxeridae. The record is from RefSeq and is a predicted model, not a curated record. The coding region runs from base 201 to 1331 and encodes 376 amino acids. Gene Ontology annotation, molecular function: coproporphyrinogen oxidase activity. The transcript has 7 exons.